This is a messenger RNA of Punctularia strigosozonata HHB-11173 SS5, 1290 nucleotides long. RefSeq lists its product as uncharacterized. Gene Ontology annotation, biological process: siderophore biosynthetic process. Lineage: Eukaryota; Fungi; Basidiomycota; Agaricomycetes; Corticiales; Punctulariaceae. The record is from RefSeq and is a predicted model, not a curated record. The transcript is spliced from 6 exons. Bases 109 to 1230 code for a protein of 373 amino acids.
UCCGGUCCAAGUCGUUGAUCAUAUAUUGCACAACAGUUCGCUAGAACAACGGCCGCAUUCUCAUAACCGAAUCAAUACGGGUUCACCAAGCACCCUCGAAGUCAAGUAAUGGAGGUUAUUCUCCCCUUCGAAGAAUUAUUUGUCUGUGCCGGCGACCCCGGAUCACCCGAGGUGCUCACCAUUUCCAACGAUGACCCGAACGCGGUAGACGUAGUUUGUCGUCUGCAUCCUACACGAAACAGUGACAAGCUCCCAGACCCAAGUGACAACACUCUCGCCGCACGCAUAGCACGCGCCGGCGACACUUACAUAUGGGAGACAACCGCGUCGGCAUUGGACUUACCCUCCAUCGCAUCGGCUGUCUUCGCUCUCUUCUCCCUGCACCGCUCGCAGGAGUUCAUCCCAAUCAUUCUGAAUGCGGCAUCUCACCCAAAAAUUAGAGAUAGUAUCCUGAAACUUGGACUCGGCAUCCCUACCCCGGGGCGGGAGGACGGAGUGACCCUCGUUCGCUCUUCCAUAUGGCAAAUCCCGGUACUCGGAUUCCUACCUGGCCCGAGCGGCUCGGAUUUCCCGCUCUUCCACGUCGUCUCGAAUGGGAGGCGUCACCCGCUGCGACCGCCAAAGCCUGAAGACGGAAGCAUUAUAUACAAACGAUACAUCCCGCAUCUCUCGAAAUGGUUCGAAUUGCGAGUCGUAGAUCCGAAAUCGGAAAAAGACAUUGCACUAUUCCAUGAAUGGCACAAUAAUCCUCGAGUAGCUGCUGCAUGGGGAGAGUCAGGGCCAAUCGAGCACCACAAGACAUAUCUGAACAAUGCCGAAGCAGACCCGCACCAAAUCCCCGCCUACGGAAUGCUAGACGGUAUUCCGUUCAUGUACUCCGAGCUUUACUGGGCAUACGAAGACAACAUAGGCCCGUUCGUCGGGCCUGGCCAAGCGAGUGAAUGGGACCGCGGAAUGCAUAUCCUCGUCGGCGACGAAAAAUAUCGUGGCCCGCAUAUAGUCCAAGCAUGGGUAUCGUCUCUCCUCCAUUACCUCUUCCUCGCAGAUUCGAGGACGCAGCGCAUAGUGAUGGAGCCUCGAGCCACGAACACGAAAGUGAUCGACUACCUGUGCAAGUUCGGCGGCUUCUGCGUCACGAAGCACUUCGACUUUCCGCACAAGCGCUCCGCCCUCCUCGAGCUCACUCGGGAGCGCUUCUUCCAGCUUGCACCGUUUUAUUACGAUGCCUAGUACGGAUAUUCCAUGUAUAUCCACUAGAGACAUUGCAUGGAAGCUGUUGUGCAUUUCGCC